AUGCCCAUUCCCAAAUCCUCCCCCCUUCAUCUCGCGGUUGCCCUCCUCAAUCCUAGUCCGGAUGAGUCUGAGGACCAGCAAACAGCGGGUCAUUCCUCGCACGAUGCGGCCUCUACCCCACUAUUCCGCCAAGUCAUCGAACGAGCUCAUGGUGAUCCCCAGUUGCUCGACCGGUCCUUGAUGAAGCUGCUGGUCCGGCUUCCAAGCCAAGACCCACCUCCAGAGACGGUCGCAGUUUCACCACAACUCGCCAAAGUCAUUCGGUCGGCCACGGAUCUUUCCAAGACCCAGAAGGAUAGCUUCGUCGCCAUUGACCACCUGAUCCAAGCCGUGUCUCAAGACUCGCAGGUUCAGCGUGCCCUCGCAGACGCUAAUGUCCCCAACCUCAAAUUGAUCGAUACUGCUGUUCAACAGAUUCGGGGAACACGACGUGUGGACUCGAAAACAGCGGACGCGGAGAGCGAGAAUGAAAAUCUGAAGAAAUUCACCAUUGAUAUGACAUCUUUGGCUCGCGAGGGCAAGAUUGAUCCCGUGAUUGGACGUGAAGAAGAAAUCCGCCGAGUCAUUCGUAUCCUGAGUCGCCGAACCAAGAACAACCCCGUGCUCAUCGGUGAGCCUGGUGUGGGUAAGACCACCAUUGUGGAGGGUCUGGCCCGUCGUAUUGUGAAUGCCGAUAUUCCUGCCAACUUGGCGCAGUGUCGCCUACUCUCUCUCGACGUUGGCUCCUUGGUCGCCGGAAGCAAGUAUCGCGGUGAGUUUGAGGAGCGCAUGAAGGGUGUUCUGAAAGAAAUCGAGGAUUCCAAGGAGACUAUCGUUUUGUUUGUCGAUGAAAUUCACCUCCUGAUGGGGGCUGGAUCUAGUGGAGAGGGCGGCAUGGAUGCCGCAAACCUUCUCAAGCCCAUGCUGGCUCGUGGACAACUCCACUGCAUUGGUGCAACUACUCUUAGCGAAUACCGCAAGUACAUUGAAAAGGAUCAGGCGUUCGAGCGACGAUUCCAGCAAGUCCUAGUCAAGGAGCCUUCUGUCCCCGAGACAAUUUCCAUUCUUCGUGGCUUGAAGGAAAAGUACGAAGUUCACCACGGUGUCAAUAUUCUCGAUGGCGCCAUUGUUACUGCAGCCACCCUUGCCUCUCGUUAUCUCACUGCCCGUCGUCUUCCUGAUUCGGCCGUCGAUUUGAUCGAUGAAGCUGCCGCCGCGGUUCGGGUCACUCGUGAAUCCGAACCCGAGGCCCUCGACACACUUGAGAGAAAACUCCGACAGCUUCAGAUUGAAAUUCAUGCCUUGGAGCGUGAACAAGAUGAGGCCUCUAAGAAUCGUCUUGAGGCCGCCAAGCAGGAAGCUGCGAAUGUCACCGAGGAACUUCGACCCAUGCGCGAAAAGUACGAAAACGAAAAGAAGCGCAGCAAGGAAGUACAGGAUGCCAAGAUCAAGCUUGACUCCCUCAAGGUCAAGCGUGACGAGGCCGAGCGCUCUGGUGACACACAGACCGCGGCUGAUCUAGAAUACUAUGCCAUUCCCGAGACCAAGACACUCAUUGAACGGCUGGAGGCCGACCGUGCUAGGGCUGAUGCCGAACGUCGUGCAAACAACGGUGACGCUGGUGAGGCUCUUCUCGCGGACGCGGUCGGUCCUGACCAAAUCAACGAGAUUGUCGCCCGAUGGACCGGUAUCCCUGUCACCAGACUUAAAACCACCGAGAAGGACAAGCUCCUCAAUAUGGAGAAGUACUUGGGUAAGGUGGUUGUUGGCCAGAAGGAGGCUGUUAUCUCUGUUUCCAAUGCGAUUCGACUGCAGCGCUCUGGUCUGAGCAAUCCUAACUCACCUCCAAGUUUUCUCUUCUGCGGACCCUCCGGUACUGGUAAGACACUGCUCACAAAGGCCUUGGCUGAAUUUCUUUUCGACGACCCUAAGGCUAUGAUUCGCUUCGACAUGUCUGAGUACCAGGAACGGCACUCGCUGAGCCGAAUGAUUGGCGCUCCCCCUGGAUACGUCGGUCACGAUGCUGGUGGUCAACUCACUGAGAGCCUGCGCCGUCGCCCCUUCUCCAUUCUUUUAUUCGACGAGGUUGAAAAGGCCGCUAAGGAGGUUCUUACUGUCCUUUUGCAACUCAUGGAUGACGGCCGUAUUACCGAUGGGCAAGGCCGUAUCGUUGAUGCAAAGAACUGCAUUGUUGUGAUGACCUCCAACUUGGGUGCGGAAUACCUCACUCGCUCUAUUAGCCGUGACGGUCGCAUUGAGCCCCAGGUCCGUGAACAGGUUAUGGGUGCGCUCCGUGACUACUUCCUCCCCGAGUUCCUCAACCGUAUCUCCAGCACGGUCAUCUUCAACCGUCUCACGAAGAAGGAGAUUCGCAAGAUCGUCGAUGUUCGCCUUUCCGAGGUCCAGAAGCGGCUCGAUCACAACGGCCGCAAUGUCUUCAUUCAAUGUACCGACGAGGUCAAAGAUUAUCUCGGCGCUGCUGGCUACUCCCCCGCCUAUGGGGCUCGCCCUCUUUCUCGCCUCAUCGAACGUGAGGUUCUCAACCGUCUUGCUGUCCUCAUUCUGCGCGGUAGCAUCAAAGAUGGUGAGACCGCUCGCGUUGUCAUGAGCGACGGUCGCAUCGAUGUUCUUCCCAACCACGAGCUUGGAGAGAGCGACUCCGAUGAUGAGGACAUGGUCGACUCUGACGACGCUCUUGCCGAAAUGGAAGAUGAUAGUGGCGACAUGGAUCUGUAUGACGAGUAA
Molecule: messenger RNA, 2724 nt
Organism: Penicillium macrosclerotiorum
Lineage: Eukaryota; Fungi; Ascomycota; Eurotiomycetes; Eurotiales; Aspergillaceae
Product: ATP-dependent Clp protease ATP-binding subunit
Exons: 1
Coding region: 1-2724 (907 amino acids)
Biological process (GO): cellular response to heat
Cellular component (GO): cytosol; cytoplasm
Molecular function (GO): ATP binding; ATP hydrolysis activity
Source: RefSeq, a predicted model, not a curated record